This is a messenger RNA of Culex pipiens pallens (northern house mosquito), 1966 nucleotides long. Its product is annotated as cell division cycle protein 20 homolog. Gene Ontology annotation, cellular component: anaphase-promoting complex. Gene Ontology annotation, biological process: positive regulation of anaphase-promoting complex-dependent catabolic process; positive regulation of ubiquitin protein ligase activity; anaphase-promoting complex-dependent catabolic process. Bases 154 to 1818 code for a protein of 554 amino acids. Gene Ontology annotation, molecular function: ubiquitin ligase activator activity; anaphase-promoting complex binding; protein binding. NCBI's taxonomy places the organism in Eukaryota, Metazoa, Arthropoda, Insecta, Diptera, Culicidae. The record is from RefSeq and is a predicted model, not a curated record. The transcript has 2 exons.
UGAAACACCCUGUGGCGCAUUCAAAAUUGACGAGGAAGAAGAAGUCCAAAAAAGCGUUGAAAUCCGGCGGCAGAACGACCAGAACAAAAGGAAAGAAAGCGGGCCACGGAGACUGAAAGACCUGCUGCUGCCGAUUCUCGAUCCUGAAGAACCAUGUCUCAGUUCAACUACAUCCAAGAUCUGCAGAACAUCAUCACGCUGGAUGGCGAACUGACCAAGGGACCGGCCCCGCGAUGGCAGAAGAAGCUGGACAUAUCGUCGGCGGCGUCGACGAGCUUCAAUGCCAGCGCGAUGAACACGUCCCGGCAAAAGCUUUCGAUGUCGUUCACCAAUAGCCAGGCGCAGACCGUUCCGCCGGGGACACUCAGUGGGAAGACGCCAAGCAAGAAGGCCGGUGGUUCCGGAUCGAAGACAACCCCGGGCAAGGGAGGCAAAGGUCAGUCGUCGUCGUCGGCCCAGAAGCAACAGCAGCCUUCGGGUGGAGAUCGAUUCAUUCCGAACCGGAACACGACGGACUUUGACCUGGGUCACUUUAUGGUGAAGCAGAAUGAGGGCAAGUCGAAGGAGAACGAGGGAAGCGAUGGCAGUGGAGAGGAGGGUGGUGGAACGAGUGGUGGGGCCAGUGGCAGCGGAAGUCCGAAGAAUGCCGAACGCAUGAAGAUGUUGGCGGAGGCCGUUAAGGGAUGUGAUAUAAGUAAUCGGCGGAUUCUUUCCUACCAGACCAAAGCUCCUGCCGCACCGGAUGGUCACAUGAACCCGCUGAAGGUGGUGUACUCGGUAAAGACGCCGAUGUCUACCAAGAGUGGUUCGCGGUUUAUCCCGAAUGCACCGGAGCGAAUCUUGGAUGCGCCGGACAUCAUCAACGAUUACUAUCUCAACCUGAUGGACUGGAGCGCGGACAAUGUCGUAGCGGUGGCCCUCGGAUCUUCGGUUUAUCUGUGGAAUGCGGCCAGUGGCAAUAUUGAAGUCCUGUACGAGAACGAAGGCAGUGACCACGCGUGUGCGUUGGGUUGGAUCCAGGAGGGUCACAUUCUGGCCGUGGGCACCAGCACAGGAACGGUCGAACUGUGGGACUGCGAAGCGAUGAAACGCCUCCGUGUGAUGGAUGGUCAAUCGGGCCGAGUCGGCGUUCUGGCCUGGAACUCGUUCAUCGUUUGCUCGGGAAGUCGCGACGGAAGCAUUAUCAACCACGACGUCCGCUCGCGGGAUCACAACGUCGCAACGCUGCGUGGCCACACGCAGGAGGUCUGCGGUCUCAAGUGGUCCACCGAUGGUAAGCACCUGGCCAGCGGAGGCAACGACAACAUGGUCAACGUUUGGAGUGCUGCCAACGGAGCUCCUCACACGACCACAACUCCCCUUCAUGCCUUCAACCAGCAUCAAGCCGCCGUCCGAGCCCUGGCCUGGUGUCCCUGGCAGCCACACACGCUGGCCACCGGUGGAGGAACCGCCGACCGGUGCAUCAAGUUCUGGAACGUCAACAACGGUCAGCUAAUCAACUCCGUCGACACCAAGUCCCAAGUGUGCGGUCUCCUGUUCUCCAAAAACUACAAGGAACUCAUCUCCGCCCACGGCUACAUCAACAACCAGCUCACCAUCUGGAAGUACCCGUCGAUGACGCGACAGGUCGAACUGCUGGGACACACGGGACGCGUGCUCCAGAUUGCCAUGUCCCCCGACGGUAGCACCGUGAUGAGUGCCGGCGCUGACGAAACACUGCGCCUGUGGAACUGCUUCACACCCGAUCCGUUGCUCACCAAGAAGGAGAAAUCGGCCACCCGGGAGAAGCCCAGUCUGCUGAAGCAGAGCAUCCGAUGAGCUGUGUUAAAAUAGGUAUUCACGUGUUUUUUUCUUUUUUACUAGACUCAUUUUUACUGCUGCCAUUUGCCUGUUUUUGUAUUGUAAUGUAGCCAUGACUUGUUCGUUUACUUUCGAAAAUAAAGACAAUAUUUGAGACUGCAGUGGA